Molecule: messenger RNA, 834 nt
Organism: Cynara cardunculus var. scolymus (artichoke)
Lineage: Eukaryota; Viridiplantae; Streptophyta; Magnoliopsida; Asterales; Asteraceae
Product: CASP-like protein 1
Exons: 3
Coding region: 60-668 (202 amino acids)
Source: RefSeq, a predicted model, not a curated record
CAUAAACACAAACUUCAGGUUAGUUAAUUUAAUUUGCCGCUUUCUCCAGUCCGGCGGCCAUGGCAUCCAAGAGCACCACAACUCCACCACAUUCCACCGUGAAGUCACCAGCGUCACCACCAUCGUACAUGGGUGCAAGUGGUUUGAAGCACCAUGUGGUGGUUGAUGUGGUCUUGAGGGUCAUGCUAUUUGCUACUACCUUGGUUGGCGUCUUUGUUAUGGUCACUUCUAAGCAAACCAAGAUGAUACCAGUUGCGCCAGGCCUGGUUAUACCGUUGGAUGCAAAAUUCACUCAGUCCCCAGCUUUCAUAUAUUACGUUGCAGCACUCUCAGUGGCUUGCUUGUACAGCGUCAUCACCGGCGUGUUAUCAAUUUUAGCACUCAUAAAGCGAAAAGGAAGCUCCGCAGAGGUGUUGUUUCACUUUGUGAUACUUGAUGCCCUGCUAUUGGCAAUCAUGGCUUCAGCAACAGGAGCAGCUGGAGCAGUAGCUUACAUAGGAUUCAAAGGGAACUCUCAUACGAGAUGGAACAAAGUUUGCGACAUCUAUGAUUCCUUUUGCGGUCAUGUUGCAGCCUCCGUCGUUCUGUCAGCCUUACCAUCAGUAGCACUUCUACUACUUGUUUGGCUCUCUGUUUUCGUUCUUUCCAAGAAGAUCACAAGACAAUAGUGCUGUUGACACCAAAAAUGUUUCCCAUGUAGGCAUGUAUCAGUUUUUUGCUCGUUUUAUUUCCUUCCACCAUAGAAUUUGAAAGUGUACAUGUUUUUAUUUGUGUUGGUUUGUGUUUAUGGAGUUGACUAAUAAAGAUUAGGAAGGGCAAGACUGAUCACAUGAA